AUGCAUUUACCGAGCAGAACGAGCUCUGUGUGGAUUUAUGUCUUGUUCGUGCUGCUGGAUUGUUACUUGGAAGCGGCGUCUGGGCAGAUCUCUUACUCCGUCUCAGAGGAGGUGAACAUGGGGACUUCUGUCGGAAAUAUCGCUAAAGAUCUGAACCUCAAUGUCCAUGAUUUGGAGUCUCGCAUGUUUCAGAUCGUUGCUGGAUCAAAAAGAAAAUAUUUCGAGGUAAAUCCAAAGACUGGUGUCCUCCACGUUAAUGAGAGAAUAGACCGAGAGGAACUCUGUGGCGAUCAGCCUAAAUGUUCCCUCAGCGUAGAAGCAGUUAUUAAUAACCCGUUAAAACUGUACCGUAUUGAAAUUGUAAUCUUAGAUGUGAAUGACAAUUCUCCGUCAUUUAUCAACACGUUACAGGUAUUAAACAUAAGUGAGAACACAGCAGCAGGUACAAAAUUUCCUCUGCAUGCAGCUCAUGAUGCUGACGUCGGUAAAAAUACUGUCAGUACCUACAAACUAAGCCAAAAUGAACACUUCUCUCUCGAUACACAUAAAGGAGAGAGUGUAACUCCAGAAUUAUUGCUUCAGAGGGUUGUAGACAGAGAAAAAGAGCCUGUGAUUCGACUCACAUUGACCGCCAUUGAUGGUGGAACUCCGGCUAAAUCUGGCACAAUGACUAUAAUAGUAAAUGUGCUGGACAUAAACGAUAACGCUCCCGUAUUUAGUCAAACUCUAUACAAAGCCAGUGUGUAUGAAAAUGUAAAGAUAGGCACUUCAAUAAUCACUUUAAAUUCUACUGAUUUAGAUGCAGGCCUAAAUGGACAAGUGUUGUAUUCAUUCAGUGAAGUAGGUAGAGGGAAACAAGAUGAUCUGUUUGCUAUAGACGAAAACACUGGGACUGUAACAAAUAAAAAUAAUAUAGACUUUGAAGAGAAUAAUAAUUUUGAGAUUCGAGUUCAGGUCAGUGACGGAGCUACUCCUCCCCUGACCACACAUGCAAAAUUACUAAUUGUAAUUUUAGAUGUCAAUGACAAUGCCCCAGAAAUUUCAGUUACAUCACUGUUAAACACAGUGAAAGAGGAUGCAUCCAUUGGCACUGCAAUUGCACUUGUUUCAGUGUUUGAUAAAGAUGGGGGCAAAAAUAGCAUGGUGCACAGCAAAAUUUCCAAUAAUGUACCUUUUAAAUUAGAGUCAAAUUAUAAGAAUUACUAUUCGUUGGUUGUGGACGGUCCUCUUGACAGAGAGAGCGUAUCACAAUACAAUAUCAGCAUAACUGCUAUUGAUGAGGGCAGCCCACCACUAUCCAGCACCAGCGUUAUUCGUGUACACAUAUCAGAUGUGAAUGAUAACAAACCUCUCUUCACAGAAAGCAUAAUCAAUGUUUAUGUGAAGGAGAACAGGCCAGUAGGGGCAGUUAUAAAAACAGUGUCAGCGAUUGAUACUGACGUCAAUCAAAAUGGUGACGUGAGCUAUUCCUUUUUAACUGACAACAGUAACUCGUUACCUCUCUCUACCAUGGUAAACAUUAAUUCAGAGACUGGAGAUAUAGUCAGCCUGCAGUCUUUUAACUUUGAGGAGUUAAAAACAUUUCAGUUUAAAGUUCAGGCCACAGACUCUGGUAUUCCUCCGCUCAGCAGCAACGUGACUGUCAACGUUUUUAUUCUGGAUGAAAAUGACAAUAAUCCAGCUGUUCUGGCGCCCUAUUCUGAGCACGGCUCUGUUAACAGUGAGAGCAUCCCCUAUUCUGCUGAAGCAGGUUACUUUGUGGCAAAGAUCAGGGCUGUAGAUGCAGACUCUGGAUACAAUGCGCUGCUUUCUUAUCACCUGUCUGAGCCCAAAGGAAACAACCUCUUCCGGAUCGGAACCAGCACCGGGGAAAUCAGGACUAAGAGGAGAAUGAGUGACAAUGACCUGAAAACUCACCCCUUGGUGGUGUUGGUUUCUGAUAACGGAGAACCCUCCCUGUCAGCUACUGUGUCUAUUGAUGUGGUGGUGGUUGAAAGCACAGCUGACAUCCAGACUCAGCUCAGACAUGUUCCUGUUAAGGAGGACAACUUCUCUGAUUUAAACAUGUAUCUGCUGAUUGCCAUUGUGUCAGUGUCAGCGAUCUUUCUGCUGAGCCUCAUCAGUUUAAUAGCUAUCAAAUGUCACAGGACAGACGGCAAUUUCAGCAGGUACGGCGCCCCAAUGAUCACCACCCACCCUGACGGGAGCUGGUCUUACUCUAAAGCUACUCAGCAGUAUGACGUGUGUUUCAGCUCAGACACACUCAAGAGUGACAUGGUGGUUUUCCCCGCGCCGUAUCCGCCUGUAGAUUCGGAGCUGAUCAGUAUUAACGGAGGAGACACUUUUACCAGGACUCAGACUUUACCUAAUAAAGAAAAGCUGUCGGUGGUGCUGAACAGAAGUUUCUGA
Messenger RNA from Scomber scombrus (Atlantic mackerel), 2409 nucleotides. RefSeq names its product protocadherin alpha-10-like. Bases 1 to 2409 code for a protein of 802 amino acids. Gene Ontology annotation, molecular function: calcium ion binding. NCBI's taxonomy places the organism in Eukaryota, Metazoa, Chordata, Actinopteri, Scombriformes, Scombridae. Gene Ontology annotation, cellular component: plasma membrane. Gene Ontology annotation, biological process: homophilic cell-cell adhesion. The transcript has 2 exons. The record is from RefSeq and is a predicted model, not a curated record.